This is a messenger RNA of Triticum dicoccoides, 1613 nucleotides long. RefSeq names its product 2-hydroxy-6-oxo-6-phenylhexa-2,4-dienoate hydrolase-like. NCBI's taxonomy places the organism in Eukaryota, Viridiplantae, Streptophyta, Magnoliopsida, Poales, Poaceae. Gene Ontology annotation, molecular function: catalytic activity. The transcript has 6 exons. The record is from RefSeq and is a predicted model, not a curated record. Bases 356 to 1360 code for a protein of 334 amino acids.
GCGCCUACAUGUUGAGCUCAGCCUCGCGGUUCUUCUCAUCUCCCCGCCCGUGACGCUCCGAAAUUUAGCAUCCGCUUCACCUUUUUAAUCCCUCCCCGCUACAAAAAAGAAUCGCUUUUGAUGGUUCUCCAAUCCUCAUUCGGGCCAUCCCACCACCACCACCACCACCACCACCGAGCAAACCAAAACCCCAAACUUAGCAAAAACCCAAAUUUAACCUCGCUCGCCCUCGUCUUGGCCUCCCCCACCGCCGCUCCCCCUCCCCGCCGCGCCAGCCUCUCUCCGCCCGGAUCCUCCACACUCGCCGGCGAUCGCCGGAGACCUCCGCGCCGGCGAUCUCCGGCGGUCGCCAACAAUGCCUCCCCCGCCGCCGUCCCUCGCCGCCAAGGUCCAGCGCUUCUUCAGCUUCGCGGCGGCGCGGGACCGCUGCUUCAACCGGCGGUUCCUCGCCGCCGGCCUCCGCCCGGUCACCAUCCAGCUCCCCGACUCGGCGCACCCGGUCUCCGUCCAGCUCCCCGACUCGGCGGAACCCGUCACCACCGUCCACAUGUGGGUCCCCGCCAGGCCGCCACGCAACCCCCUGGUCCUCCUCCACGGCUUCGGCGCGUCCGCCACGUGGCAGUGGUACCCCUACCUCCGCCCCCUCAUCGCCGCCGGCUUCGACCCCAUCGUCCCCGACCUCCUCUUCUUCGGCAACUCCACCACCCGCCUCUCCGAUCGCUCCGACACAUUCCAGGCGUGGGCGAUGAAAACGGCGCUGGAGGCGAUCGGGGUGACCAAGUUUGGGCUGGUUGGGGUGAGCUAUGGAGGGUUCGUGGGGUACAGGAUGGCGGCGAUGUACCCGGACGCCGUGGAGAGGGUGACUAUGGUGUGCGCCGGCGUUUGCCUGGAGGAGAAGGACCUCGCGGAGGGCCUGUUCCCGGUGGCCGGGGUCGAUGAGGCGGCAGCGCUGCUUGUGCCGCGGCGGCCGGAGGAGGUGCGGCGCCUGGUCAGGCUCACAUUCGUCCGACCGCCGAUCAUCAUGCCGUCGUGCUUCCUUUGGGACUACAUUAAGGUGAUGGGCUCAGACCAUAUCGAGGAGAAGACUGAGCUACUACACGCUUUGAUUAGUGGGAGGCAAAUUUCGACUCUUCCAACACUGCGUCAGAAGACGCUGAUAAUUUGGGGGGAGCAAGAUAAGGUGUUCCCGAUGGAAUUGGCUCACAGAUUGAAGAGGCAUCUGGAUGGGAACUCUCGGUUGGCAGUCAUACACAACGCUGGGCACGCUGUCAAUCUCGAGAAGCCUGCAGAGGUAUGCAAGAGCGUCAUCGAGUUUUUCCAAGAGCCAAUCCCCGAAGCUUCAAACGACGAAAGGGUGUAGUAGGUGUGGCUCUCAUCGAAGCGGCGGAUGGUGUCUUCUUCACCGGGCAUCGGCAUUGCGGUCAAAAUUGACACUGGAAGAGGAGAGGAAGAGGGGGGAUCGCAGCGUUCUCGCCGUUCUCGGUGGAAAAAUAGCUGAUGUAUGUUGCGUUGAGCAGUGUAAUCAUCGGUUAUGUGAACUGGCAUGCCUGCCAGAUCACGUUCUGCUACCGCUGAGGUGAAAUGUCGCAUUGUUUUCCCUGUGGCUUCCGUUA